GAUCUCCGACGGCGCAGCAAACACAUGACGUACGGCGGCGACAUGGAUACCGUCUCUUCACCGUACCAUGCCAUCUUCGACAUACUCUCGAGGACGCCGGUAAAGUCCGUGUGCCGGUUCCGGUGCGUGUCCAAAGGGUGGCGCGACCUCAUCUCCAGCCCCGUCUUCGCUGCCGCGCACAGGUCCCGCCAUGGCCCGCUCCUCGUUGACGCCGGCUCCUUCGAGGAAGAAGAACCCGUGGGAGGCCGUGACAUGAGGCUCAUGGACAUGGACGGCAACGUCGUGAGGGUCAUCAAGGGCGCCGGAGGCUAUGGGAUGAUGUGCAACACGAGCCUCGACGACCUCAUCUGCGUCAACGGCCCUUCUUGCGGCGGCGUCAACGUGGUCAAUCCGGCCACAGGGGAGGUGCUGGUGACCUGCCCACAGGUGGACGUGGUAGACCGUGACGCCUUUCCUUUUGCUGCGAUACGUUACCACACCAUCUUCGGCUUCGGCCAUGCCGUCCCGUCCGGUGAAUACAAGAUGGUGCGUGUCCUCGACGACGACACAUGUGAGAUCCUCACAUUAGGAGACGACGACAGAUGUUGGAGGAAAGCACAUGCACUUCCGGAGGUCCACCCCUGCUCUAGACGAGGCUCUCCGGUCACUAUCGAUGGCAUCAUGUACUUUUUGGUGGAAUGUAACAACCACAGUUUGCUCUGCUUCGAUUUGGAGAGCGAGCAAUGGAAGCCCGACGUUCUCGAAGGACCAUAGAAAUUCGUCGGGGUGGAGACGUGGCGGAAAACAACGGCAAUCCGCAUAACAGAGCUCAACGGUUCAUUGUGCAUGGUUCAACCAGUGUGCGGUGAUAUAUAUGGAUACAACGAUGAUGAACUGGACGAUCCAGUCACCAACAUAUGGAUCCUGGAUAAUUCAGAUAAGAGAACUUGGAUCAAGGCAUACACUUUACCGAUGGCACUGACAGCAUGCCGUUAUAUGCCAUCGAGAGUGAUGCAUGGUGGACAGAAGCUGCUCUUGCACUGCUCACUUGAUGAAGGACGGUCGUUGGUACUUCAGAUCUACGAUCUUCACACAAACGUGUGCAUAGAUAUCGUGGGAGCACCACCCAACCUUGCCGGUAGAAUUGGCCUCUGUAGCUUUCACUUGGACAAUCCAGUGUCCGCCAAG
Messenger RNA from Triticum aestivum (bread wheat), 1167 nucleotides. Its product is annotated as F-box/kelch-repeat protein At2g43445-like. The record is from RefSeq and is a predicted model, not a curated record. The transcript has a single exon. The coding region runs from base 25 to 753 and encodes 242 amino acids. NCBI's taxonomy places the organism in Eukaryota, Viridiplantae, Streptophyta, Magnoliopsida, Poales, Poaceae. Gene Ontology annotation, molecular function: protein binding.